Molecule: messenger RNA, 4550 nt
Organism: Mobula hypostoma (lesser devil ray)
Lineage: Eukaryota; Metazoa; Chordata; Chondrichthyes; Myliobatiformes; Myliobatidae
Product: complement component C7-like
Exons: 18
Coding region: 66-2564 (832 amino acids)
Biological process (GO): complement activation
Cellular component (GO): membrane attack complex
Molecular function (GO): protein binding
Source: RefSeq, a predicted model, not a curated record
UGAGAGAGGCUGCAGACGGACGGACCCAGGCUGCUGUCACUUAAACUGAGGGCGGAGAGCACAGCAUGAAGGCCCUGCUGUCCAUCUGCUUGCUACUGACCCAUGCGAAAGGGAAUGCCCGUCAGUGCCGUUGGGGCCCCUUCACCCCGUGGAGCGAGUGUGAGGGUUGCAACCACACACAGAGCCGCUGGAGAGCAGUGGCGGAGUUUGCGGAGUUCGGGGGCAGACCGUGCACUGGGGAACGGUUCGAGAUGCGUUCCUGCACACCCACCCGGGGCUGCCCUGUGGAGGAGGGCUGCGGGGACAAGUUCCGCUGUGCCUCAGGUCAAUGCAUCAGUCAGACCCUGGUGUGUAAUGGGGACGAGGAUUGUGAGGGAGACGGCUCUGACGAGACCGGCUGUGAAGAACGGAGAAUGGCCUGUGACAUCGACAAGAUUCCACCUCAGGCCGAGCUGACUGGAAAUGGUUUCGAUAUAAUCAAGGGCGAGUUUCGAAGGCCUGUCAUCAACACCAAGUUUUUUGGGGGGACCUGCCGGAAGGUCUUUGGCGAGGACACUCGGAACUAUUAUCGGCUUCCACAGAGCCUCCUCCGGUACACCUUCCAGGUGCAGGUGAAGAAUGAUUUCAAGUUCCGAGCCUACCAGAGCAGUUGGUCCUACAUGAAGGAGGAGAGAGGCUCGUUAUCUGCCUCUGGUCGGAGCACUUUUUCCAGCUACAAUGAGGCACACAACACGUUCAGAAACAAAAACAACCAGAAGUCAAAGGAGCAGUUGUACCUGAACGUGGAGAACGAGGUGGAGGUGGCACAGUUCAGCAACGAGAGGCCGGACCAGCUGCCUUUACCAAGCGCUUUCCACCGUGAGCUGCUGCAGCUGCCCGCCGUCUACGAGCGGAACGCCUACCGCCGCCUCAUCGAGCUCUACGGCAGCCACUACCUGCGGCGCGGCAGCCUCGGCGGCCGCUACCGGCUGCUCUUCCUCGUUGACAAGGAUCGACUCAGCAAAUCAGGGAUCACGAAGGAGGAUAUGAAGAAAUGCUCACAGACCUCCGUCAACCUGUUCAUCAUCAAGUACAGCAGCGGGAAGUGCAGAGAAUACCAGAACGCUCUGCAGACUGCCUUAGGCGUUGGAUCGGGGAAGGCAGAGGGCCUGUCCACCACGGUGGGCGGACGAGCUGCCUUCAUUGCUGCCCUGAGCCGUGUGGACAUGAGGAAUCCUCAGGCCAACAGUGACGUGUACCAGCGCUGGGCCGGGUCCGUCAGUCACAACCCUGUCAUUAUCAAACAGCAGCUGGCGCCGUUGGAUGAGCUGGUGAAAGGGGUACCGUGUGCAGGGGUGAAAAGAGUUUUCCUGCGCCGGGCGCUGGCUGACUAUGAAGCAGAGGUUAACCCGUGCCACUGCAGGCCCUGUUUCAACAACGGCCGUGCCCUGGUCAUCGGCACCACCUGCCAGUGCUUCUGCCAACCCUACACGUUCGGGCCGUUGUGUCAGAGGGGGGCCCUGGCUCAGGAGCGGGACAGAGGGACUGGAGUAGAGGGAGGCUGGAGCUGUUGGAGUGGAUGGAGUGAGUGUCAGGGAGGGCAGCGACACCGAUUCCGUAACUGCGACAACCCGGCGCCAGGCCGCGGAGGGAGAGCGUGCGCGGGGCAGCAACGGCAGUCUGAGGCCUGUCCAGACUCUGAACUGGAGCAUCUACGCACGGUGGAGCCACACUGUUUCGAAGAGCAGGAUGGUCCAAUCAGAGGGUGUUCUGCACCUCCCCAUCUGGAGAAUGGGUUUGUUCAGGAAGCUCAGCGGGUUUAUACCGUGGGAACUCACGUUAUGUACGCGUGCCACGCUGGCUACUACCUGUCAGGAGGUGAUGGAGCGGUGAGGUGUGGGGAAGACCUACAGUGGGAACGCAAUGAACUUCGCUGUUUGCGGACAGAAUGCCCCCCACCAGUGGUGGGCCCUGGAGUGGUGGCCUCUCCUUCCAAACCCAGCCACAAGAUUGGGCAGAGGGUCUCCCUGUCCUGUUCUGUGUCCCUGACUUUGCACGGUCCCACCAGAAUCACAUGCAGCCCCAGUCUGCGGUGGGACCCUGAUCCGCACGAAAGCAGGUGUGAGUCAGCCCCCGAGCCGGAGGUCAGUCCACAACCUCAAUGUCCCCCAGGGAAGAAGCUCGUGGAAAUGGAGUGUGUCUGUAAAAUGCCCUACGAGUGCAGCGCCUCUCUGCCAGUCUGCGUGAGAGACGCAGGGAGUGGCCGUAACAUGCUGUUAACCUGGUGUAAACUACAGUCGCUGCAGUGCCUGGGCCGAGCUUUCGCCUUGGCUGAGGAUGCCGAUUGCCCGGCCCCAAGCCUCAUGGACAGACGCUGCGGGGCCUGCGCGCCCUGGGAGACGUGUGACGCCCAGAGCGACCGCUGUGUGUGCUCAGAGGCAGCAGAGUGUACUCAGCCCGGGAUUGAGUUCUGUGCCGAGCUGGAGGGCAGCGAGGGGGAGCAAACCCUUAGCGAGUGCCAGGCCGCUGUCCUGCAGUGUCGGGGUCAAGCCUUCAAUCUCACCGCCUCGCAUCCCUGUCCCUGACCACCGGGUACCUUCUCCCCUACACUGCCCAUAUACCCUUUCCCAGUCCCUCCCCCUACACUGCCCAUAUACCCUCUCCCUGUCCCUCUCGCUACACUGCCCACCGUUCGUGCCCUUGGCACAGUCCACAGCCCAUAUACCCUCUCCCUGACACUGCCCACCGUUCGUGCCCCUGGCACAGUCCACAGCCCAUAUACCCUCUCCCUGUCCCUCCCGUACACUGCCCACCGUUCGUGCCCCUGGCACAGUCCACAACACACCGCUCCACUGCUCUGGGCUGACACGCCAUCCACUUCCCCACUGCCCGAUAUCCACAUCUUACUCACAGCCCAACAACUCCCUCCACAAACCUCCACAUCCUACCUUCCCUGCCCCCCUCAAACCUUCGUUCCUUCUGCCUCCAAGCCUCACCCUCCCUCAAAUCAAGUGUAAUUAUCAUUUACCCAGAUAUGGGCACAGCAAACAAAACGGUGUUCUGGGCCAAGGUGCAAAGCAGGUAGAAUAGCGUAAUUCAAAAUGUCGAGCAAAGAUGCAAAUUCACUCUAAAACAACAUAAAUAGUCCAAGACCCUGAGAGACAAUGUCCAGCGAUCGAUGGUGGAGUCUCCCGGCAAUGGACAGACGUACGCAUCCCAGCCUGUCAUUCCACCACUCAAACACGGGGCAGCACUGUCAGGUGAGGCCGGGCCCACAGCCCAGUGCAGACACCACAUCUCUCACCUGGUCUGCAGCAGCAGGCUAGCCCAAGCCUUGAGGCCUAGUUCUCGCUACAGCUCAGACUACACAGCUCCCAUGUUGCCUGUCCCACCACCAGACAAAGGUAACAGGUCUGCGGCAACUUACAUUAUCACUGUCCAACGGGGUCCUGCGAUAUCAAGUGAAAUGUCUGAGGCAAUUUCCCACAGUUUUACUGCACCAACUCCGAUGUUUCUGAGUAGCUGCAACACGGACUGCAGCCAGGUCAGUUCCUCUGGACCCAAACUGGAUCCUCCGAUAUCCCAGCCAUCUCCUUUCCGGUUGUAAGACCAUCAGACAUAGAAGCAGAAUUAGGCCAUUUGGCCCAUCAAGUCUGCUCCACCAUUCCAUCAUGGCUGAUCCUGGAUCCCAGUCAACCUCAAACACCUGCCUUCUCGCCAUAUCCUUCGAUGCCCUGGCCGAUCUAUAAACGAUCAACUUCCACCUUAAAUAUACCCACGGACUUGGCCUCCACUGCAGUCUGUGGCAGAGCAUUCCACAUAUUCACUACUCUCUGGCUUAAAAAAUUCCUCUUUACCCCUGUUUUAAAUGAUUGCCCCUCAAUUUUGUGGCUGUGCCCUCUUGUUCUGGAUACCCCUACCAUAGGAAAUGUCCUCUCCACAUCCAGCCGAUCUAGUCCUUUCAACAUUCAGUAGAGUUCAAUCAGAUCCCCCCGCAUUCUUGUAAAUUCCAGUGAGUACAGGCCCAAAGCUGCCAAACGUUCCUCUUAUGUGAAUCAUCAUUGUGCACCUCCCCUGGACUAUCUCCAAUGACAACACAUCCUUUCUGAGGUAUGGCUCCUAAAACUGUUGUCAAUACGCCAAGUGCACCCUGACUGGUGUCUUAUAAAGACUCAGUAUUAUCUUCUUGCUUUUAUAUUCUGUUCCCCUUGAAAUAAAUGCCAACAUAGCAAUCGCCUUCUUCACCACAAACUCAACUUGUAAAUUAACCUUCUGGGAGUCUUGCACGGGUACUCCUAAGUCGCUCUGCACCUGAUGUUUGAACCUUCUCUCCAUUUAGAUAAUAGUCCGCACCAUUGAAACACCCUGGUUUCCUUGGCUGCGUAAGCUUAGGGAAGACAGUCUCCAAACUCGUGAGACUGAGGCGCGCUCGAUCCCACCCCAAACCCUGGUUUGUGUGGAUGCUGUGUCAUUUGCAACCCUGUUGCAAAUUAAUGCCAUGAAAUAACAGAUGUUACACUGCAUACGAUUAAAGGAAUUACAAACGUAUAUUUAUGGAUCUUAACUGAAGG